Messenger RNA from Trichobilharzia szidati, 7250 nucleotides. NCBI's taxonomy places the organism in Eukaryota, Metazoa, Platyhelminthes, Trematoda, Strigeidida, Schistosomatidae. The record is from the annotation of a GenBank genome assembly.
AUGGAUCCUAAUAGCUCAGAAAAUUUUGACUGGGUUGAAUUAGUGGAUCAUAAAACACAACAGCUAAUGUAUAUCAAUUUGAAGUCUGGUGCAUGUUUUCGAGAUCCUCCAAAGAAUGCUAAAGUGAAAGCAGCAUCACCUAAUCAAUGGUGGGAGUUAUUCGAUCCAAAUGCACAAAGAAAUUAUUAUUAUAACAGUAGCACUAGAGAGACAAUUUGGCAAAAACCUUCUGAUGGUGAAAUUAUUCCAUUAGCCAAAAUACAACAGUUACAACAAAAUCUGCGUCCUUCAUUUACUCUUCAAAAUGAUGAUAUUGGUAUAUUUCGUCGUUCUGGUCACAGCAAUAAUAAUACUAGCCAUAUGAAUAUUAACCCCGACCAUAACGGUGAAAGAUUGUCAACCUCAUCAUUAAGUCAAAGAAAGUCUACUAACAAUCCAUCAAUUGUUGAUAAUAUAUCAGGACAUACAUUUAAUUAUAUGCUUCCUAUGCCUCAUAGUAAUACUACUACUAAUGGUAAUCAUCAAAAUAUGAAUGGUAUUCAAUCACCUUUAUUAUCCUCUAGAAGUAUAGUCGACAAUACUACUACUGUACACCAGUUCACUACACCGGUGACAAUUCCAACAACUACAAUAUCCAAUGAUCAUCAACGCGUUCAUGAAUGGUUACGUGAUUCAAGUAUGAAUAUUACUAUUAAUAAUAAUGGGUCAAAUAUUGAUCAUAAUACACGAUCCAGUAUUAAAAAACCUAACUGUCUAUCUGAUCGACCUAUUCGUCGUCAUAGUAAUAUACAACCAUCUCAGCUGCAAGAGUUAAUUGAAUUUCCUAGUCCAAUUGAAGAGCAUUUUUCACAUCUUCAGUUGAAAUCAACAUCUCAUACUGUAAACUAUUCAACACAAUUUAGUAAUCCCUCCGUGUCGAGUAAAUAUUUCUCUAACGAUUUAUCUUUUAUUCCUUCGGAAUUCAAUAAUCGUUCAAUAAAAGGAUAUACUAUUGAUAAUUCUACUCCUCAAUUAACACCACGUCAACGUGCAUUUCCACGUACUAAUCCAACUGUAUCACGUCCUUCAGGGAGUACAACAUGUACUCUACCUAGACCUACUACUACGACGGCGUCAUCAGAUAAUUCAUUAAAACCUAUUUUACCUGCUUCAAUUGUAUCAUCAAAUCAUCAAGUGAAUGAUACAAAUUCUACGAGGACAACACCUAUCAUGAUUGAUAUUAUCGAUUGGAGAGAAACAUCCUCUGCAUCAGCUUCGUUUAAUAAUAAACCAAAGUUAACUCAACAUCAGCAGCCGCAGCAUCUUCCUGUUGAUAGUCCAUUGUCCGCUUCUCCACAACCAUCAUCUUCUUCCCCACCAAUAUCGCCUACCUCAUUUUCAAGUGCAUCAUCAUCAACGACGACAGCGUUGACAACAGCAAAUUCUGAUGAAAGUAUAGAUGAUGAUAAUCUACCGAAUGUUCUCCUGGAGAAUUCUGAAACGCCUAGUCAUCAGCAUCAAUCAUAUUCACCGGAGAAUACAACAACAACAACAACUGCCGCAUACCUUUUUAAUAAUGAUAGUCAAGAUUAUAGUCAGUAUAUUUGUAUAUUGAAUGAAGAUGACGAGCAAUUGAAACCACCGACUCCACCUCCGCGAUCAGCUUCAACGUUAUGCUCUCAGGGUAUAUCAGUAGCAAAUGAUUUUUUUGGUAGUUUUUCAAAUCAUAUCCCAUUGGAAAUACCAUCAUCAGCGGUAAUAACAACAGCGGCAAUGUCGACGAUGAUGACAACACCAGCGACACCAGUAUCAUUACAUCAUCCACAUCAGACGAUAGAAUAUUCGCAGACAUAUUAUCCUCCGGUUUGCCUGCAGUCACCAGUUACACCUUCAUCUAAUAUAUCACCAAUUAUAACAUCAUCUUCAUUAACACGGAAUCAUCCAUUACGGGCGAAUGUUAUUCAACCGAAUCAUCGUCGACCACAUCGGUCACAGUAUUUUACACAACAUAUUCAAACAGGCAUUUCAGAUGAAAAGACCACAAAAUCCAAUGAAAACAAUUUCACUACUACUCCUGCUGCUGCUCCGCCUACUGCUACUGCGGUUGAUGAUGGUGGUGUGAAUUGUUUCAUUUCAACAAGUGAGUUAUUAUUCAAUACUCAACAGCCUAGAAUAUUGUUAGCCAAUCAAGUGAAUACUACACGGACAAGAAAUGUAACUGCUGCAAUCCCCUUGCCUGAUGUCGGUGUUUCUAGUAGCGGUAGUGGUAAUAUAUGGUCCAAUAAUAAUAAUAAACUGACCGCUAAAGUAUGGGGAGAUUCCAGCAACAACAGCAACAGCAACCACAGUAAUCUAACGACAACGACUGAUUCUGUACACAUAAUCGAGUAUGGUAAAAUAACAACAGGCACAAAUGAAUCGAUUACAGGCAAGGCAUUUUCUACAUCAAAUUUAAUCAUGAAUAAUUUGCCACGUUCUUCAUCUGGUGGUUUUAUUGGUCCAGCAGAGAGUACAGAUUCGUCUUUGCUACGGACUAGUGGAUCAUAUAAUCAUCAUAAUAAUAAUAAUAAUAGUAUUAAUCAUUCUAAUAAUAAUAAUAAUCGUUCACGUGUUUUAUCAAUUUGCAAGACGAUACAACCGAUUUAUGUCCAUCCAGGUCAUCCAGGAUUUUCUUUAUUCAUUGAACCAUUCAAUUGGCCUAGUCACCUAUUUAAACCAGAUGCUGAUAUAUCGACUUUAAUGAGUUGGACAAAGUCUAACUUUUCUAAACGCCUACUGGUUAAUUCAGAACCUGCAUUGAAGAAGCAAGUUGCUCAACUUUUCAAAGUGAUUCAAUCGUUUAUGGGUGAUAGAAAAGCACGACUUAGUCUACCAGAUUAUGGUUCAAUUAUUAUUCAUCGUGCUUUGAGUUCAGCUAAUUUACGAGAUGAAUUAUACGCUCAAUUGUGUAAACAAACAACCGGGAAUACAGAUAUAAAAAGUCUUACAAAUGGUUGGGCUUUAUUAUGCGUCUGCUUGUAUUACUUUCCACCGAAUAGUAAAUUUCGUGAUCAUCUCUACGCAUACCUACAAAAUCGAUCAGAAGCUUCAGUGAUCCUAAAUCAUAGCACACCUAAUACUAGUAAUCAUACAACAAUAACAACAUCUACGACAGUGACAGCGACAACGACUAUGACAAAUAACAACAAUGCAACGUCGUCAGGUACAGUUGAAUACAACACUCAGUCUGCACUACCGAUGGAGUCUAGUCUUAAAGCAGCAGCUGCUAUCGCUGCGGGUUUAAAUCCUUUCCACUUUACUAACAAUUAUAUCAGUAGUAGUAAUAACGACAAUGUUAAACUUGUAGAUAAAUGUCAACAGUCAAAUGAUGCUUCAAUGAAUAAUAUUUACAGUAAUCAUGUCAAUAAUUAUCCAGCUGGAAUUACCUUAGGACCAUGGGAUCGUCCAACUGCUGCACAUUUUGCACGUGUUGCUCCCAGAUGGUUCGCGCGUUCAUUAAAUGUUGGUGUACGUAAGACAACAGUUAGUCCAUCGAUUGAAGAAAUAUGCCAUGUUAAGGAUUUUCUGCUGAAACCAUGCAUAUUUGGUAGUUCGUUGGAUGAAAUGAUGCAAAUACAGGCAUAUCGAUUUCCGUAUUUACGUAUACCAUGGAUACAGAUAUUUCUGACAGAAGAAAUUUUACACUUGAAUGGUGCUCAAACUGAAGGGAUUUUCCGCCUAUCACCAGAUAUGGAUGUUCUUAUUGAAGUACGUUGUCAACUAGAGAAACUGUUUGAAAUAUUUCGUGUUGUACAACUGUGUGAUCCAGAACAACAACAGCAGCAGCAGAAUAACGAUGAAUAUGACAUGAUGAUGAAUAGUCGUUUCCUUGUUCAUCGUCCACCACCGCCUGGUUGGUCGACAUCAGUUCAGGUGAUUGAAGCAGAAGACGAGAAUCAUCAAGACAAUUAUCCCGAUGCCACAUCCUCAGCAUCGUGUCUAGAUUGGAAUUGUUUAAUUGGUGAAUUCACUUGGCCUUUAUUACCUGAACCAUUGAGUCUACCGCCAGCGGAAUAUGUCCUCUUGACACCAACAGCUUAUUGGCCAAGGAAUUUAUCCAGUAUUAUAAGACGUUCACGGUCAACAUCUCUGACGUCUUCAUCAUCAAUGGCGGCGGCGGCAGUGUCAGUGUCAGCAUCGACGACAGCAUUGACUACUGGUGCGGGUGGUGGCAGCGGCAGCGGCGGUAAUUCAGGCAAUAUGGAGUCUCAUUUAGCUGCAGGACUACUGAAAUUAUGGCUACGGGAAUUGAGUCAACCACUGAUACCCAUAGAGCUACAAUCGAUAUGUAUGAAAGCUGCUUGUGAAGCUGAGGUCUAUGAAACUCAGGAGAAAAAUGAUACUGCCGAAUGCUUAAAUGAAGAGGAAUUAAAUCCAAUUCAAAAAUGUUGUCGACUAGUGAGACGUUUACAUCCGCUGCCAAGAAGAUCUCUGCUCUAUUUAAUAUUACUUUUACAACAUCUUUCAAAACCAAUCAAUUCAAACAAAUCAUUAAUGGAUGCCAGAAAUCUGUCUACAGUCAUAGCACCGAAUUUAAUGCGUUCAUCAUCUAACCAUAGUCAAGAUCCACGUGAACUGCUGCAAAAUGUUCGACCACAGACAUUAUUCAUUCGUUUAUUGAUUAGUUAUCUGGAUGUUGAGGCUGAAGUGAAGUAUUUAAAACAAGAGGAGGAAGCUGCUGCUGAGGCAGAAGCACAAGCAGAAGAACAGAGAGAUGAAGGAGCCAGUGGUGUAGACGGAGGUGGAGUCGGCGGUAUUAUUAAUGGAAAUGGUAAUGAGAAGAUAAUAAAGAACAAGAAUAUCCUGGAAGAUAAAGCAGCCUCUGAAGGACGACGACCUCUUCCAGGUGGAAAUCACACUAGUCAUCAUGAUAAGUUGUCGUCAACAUCCUCGAAUGGUGGUUAUGUGUAUUUAUCAGCACCGGUACGUGUUAAACUCGGUCCAAAUAACGCCUUCAUACCGCUGUAAUAAUAAUAAUAAAGCAAUAAUCUGGCGACGUUAAUGCAUUGUGCCGACUUGCCUUUCUCUUAUAGCCACAUGUUUAUAUAUAUUUGUACUCAUAUCUUUUGUAUUUAUUGAUUAUCGAUCUAUAUCUCUCUCUCUACCUGUUGUUAAUUGGUGGGGGUGCAAUGAUCACCAUUCAGGUUAGACAAGAUUUUCUAAUGUGAUUUUCCACAUAUUCUCUGGAUAUCCUCCUGUUUCUUCUUUUUUUAUUGUUUUGAGACUCUGCAGAAACAGGCAAAUCAAAAGCUUGACGAACUUGAUCUUUCGCAUACCUACCUGAUGAUAAUUUAUUCUCUUUCCCGUCUGCUUUUGAUGUUUUAAUGUGUUAUGCUUGAGAGUUUAUGACAACAAACUGACUGACUUCAGAUUGGGCAGUUGAACUGCAAGUCUCUGUGUAAAUCCAAAGAAUUUGAAAUCUUAUCCAUCCUUUUUGUCCAUUCCUUCAACCCUCCCUCGUCGCCUUUUUUUGCCGUUAUAUAGCUGUUUUCUUUUUUGUAAUAAACGUAAUUAUUCAUUAACAACAGCGAAGCAUUUCAAUUAUUAUAAAUUUAUCGUGAUUCUCUGAAUGGUACUCAUUCAAAUUUCGUCCUUUUUUUUCUUAUUACUGAUUCUUAUUUGGAAGGUGUGUGUAUAUUUAACUUGGUUUCCUCUUCUUUCUCUAUGGAUAAACUGGGGUUGGAGGGGGGCUGGGCUAAAGUACCUACCUACCUACCUCUCUACAUUGAGUUUAUUUAUUUGUGUUGUGCAGAGUUAAAUCUCUACAGCAAUUUAUUCAUGUCUUUCUAUUCCUAAAAUAAGGCUGGAAAUUCAACGACACAGAAACACAUAUAUAUGUCGCCUUAGCCUUCAUUGUGUCAAUCGCUGCCCACAUACCUUUUCACCCAGCCAAGCCAGCCGGCUGGCCAGUCAGUCAAUCGGCCUCUUACACGUAAUAACCUUGUAUUGUAUCAGUUUGUGGGUAUAUAUGUGUGUCAUUUAAGCUUUUACUUAGACGACUCCAGUUGCAAUAUCUUUUUUUUUGUCCACAAUGAUUACGUGCAUACUCCUACUUUUAUUAAUUUAAAAUUGUGCAAAAGCCGCCUGCUGACAUUUUCACGAGAUUGAUAUGACUGUACUUAUUACUUGUCUUUCUUGUCCUUUCUUUUGAUAUAUUUAUGCUUUAUUAAAAAAAAACAAUUGCAAUCACUGUUUGUUUUUUUUUACAAAAUUAGCAUUUUUCUCAUUUUAUUCAUUCAUAUGUUGUGAGAGGAGGUGUACAUAUUUUAAUUAGUAGAACAAAAUUUCAGGUUUGCCUUUUUUAUAAACUACUUAUAACCCGAUAUAAGUAGAUUGAUUUUUACUCGAGAAAAAAAACUGGGGGUGAAAUCAUCUAAACGCCUUGCCCUUCUUUUUUAUUUCAUUUCACAGUGAAGUAACUUUUUUUUAAUGUACAGAAAAGUGUUCUCUUCCAAGAAGUCCUCUUCACCAUCAUCGCCACCCCCACCACCACCACCAGCAGAUACACAUACGUACUUACAUACAGUUCGCUUUCUUAUCAGUAUAAUUGUAAAUAAUAUUCGUCAUUACAUCAAGUUGUGACUACUCCUUUCUCUGUGAGACACUGGCAGUGUAAUACACCUUUGUGUGUGUGGCGGGGGGGAGGAGGCGAUUUCUUCUUUUUAUUCUGGACUCCAAUACGUACGUGUUUAUUUGUGUGAAUGUACGUAUACCUUGUCCCGUGGUCUGUCCGUAUGCUAAACAUUCAUCAAUGCCUAUAAUCCAUAUAUAUCCUCUAAUUAUAUACUUUAUAUAUAUGCAUAUAUGAUUUUAUAUGAUUUCUAUUGAGUAGUUGUCAAUGAUGAGUGAUUGGUGGUUGAUUGAGUUAUUUGUUUAUCUAUAGUAGAAUUCUUUUCAAUUUGUACUAUUAUUAUUAUUAUUACUAUUUAUUACUAUUAUUAUAAUACUUGUAUUGUACUUAUUAUUUAUCUGGGGUAUAUUAUGCACUAUUUGUGUGUGUGUUUGUGUGUCUAUGCAUGCAUAUAACCUUUUUGAGCACAUUUAUAGGUCUUAUCAUAUGAACUGUUUUUGUUUUCUAUCACUACUCACUUCUACUCACUUUCACAUGAAUUUUCCUCGUUCCCUCAGUCUCUCUCUCUCUCCGUCUCCUGUUCCCUUUGUCUUUGUUAAUUAUGCUUCUCUGACGAUCGAAAAACAAAUAUGAUAUAUAAAUAAAUACAUUUAUACUUAUU